Messenger RNA from Sarcophilus harrisii (Tasmanian devil), 3598 nucleotides. Its product is annotated as 2'-5'-oligoadenylate synthase 2. The record is from RefSeq and is a predicted model, not a curated record. NCBI's taxonomy places the organism in Eukaryota, Metazoa, Chordata, Mammalia, Dasyuromorphia, Dasyuridae. The transcript has 11 exons. Gene Ontology annotation, molecular function: double-stranded RNA binding; 2'-5'-oligoadenylate synthetase activity. Bases 231 to 2366 code for a protein of 711 amino acids. Gene Ontology annotation, biological process: negative regulation of viral genome replication; regulation of ribonuclease activity; defense response to virus. Gene Ontology annotation, cellular component: membrane; nucleoplasm; cytosol.
AGAUAGAAACUGAAAUCUGAGCUGAGACUAGAGAAAGCUUUCAGAAGAAACCAAUCUAAUUGGAGGCAGAGAAGCCAGGGGUGGGGUUUCUGGUGAAGAAACAGCUGCUAUUCAGAAUCGAAACUUAAAAACUAGUUUCUCUUUUUAAGCUGAAUAAAUACCUGCCAGAGGAAUCAUCUACAAGCUAGCUUAAUUGUAAAGUUAAUACACUGAAUGAAGAAGAAGGAAUAAUGUCAAGAUAUUUUUGGAGUUGGUUCUCUAACCUUUACUCGGAGCCUGCUGAGAAUCUAGAUAAAUUCAUUCAGAAUAACUUGCAACCCCCCAAAAAGGAACUGGAGAAAAUUGAUGAGAGAAUUAACACUAUCUGUGAGUUCUUGGAGAAACAGCAGUCACCGAGUCAAGUGAAGGGUAUAGUUCUGGGUGGAUCCUAUGGCAGAAACACUGUUCUCAAAGGCCACUCCGACGGCACCAUUGUCAUCUUCUUCAGUGAACCUUUUGCAGAGGCCGAUAUGAAGCAGACAUUUAUAAGGGACUUUAAUCUCAUAAAAAUAAUGGGGAAGUUCAAGACAGUAAAUGAAAAACUCCAGCUGGAGUUGACAGAGUCUGAGCUAACCAUUACCUUUGACAUCAUUCCUAUCUUCAGUACUUUGGUUGAACCAAGUGGAUGGCAGACCUCAAGGGAUAAUAAACCAAGCAUCAACACUUACCAGAAAUGGAUCCAUUCAAAGAAAUUUGCUUUUGAAUCACCAUUCUGUUUCACAGAACUGCAAAGGAAAUUUUUCAGCAAUCUCCCCCCAAAACUGAAGGACCUAAUUCUCUUGGUGAAGCACUGGUAUCAGCAGUGUCAAAAGCAGCUGAAGCAAGACUCCUUUCCCCUACAAUAUGCUCUGGAACUGCUGACAGUCUAUGCUUGGGAACAGGGAAGUGGAGAAGACGAUUUCAACAUAGAUGAAGGCAUCCUAACAGUCCUGGAACUGAUCACAAAGUACAAGGAGCUCUGUAUCUACUGGACGGUCAAUUAUGACUUUGAGGAUGAGACCAUUAGGAAUUACUUGCAGUCCCAACUCCGAAAAGACAGGCCAAUCAUCCUAGAUCCAGCAGACCCAAAGAGAAAUGUCGGUGGAAAUGAUCCUAACCUCUGGCAACAGCUGGCCAAAGAAGCGAAAACCUGGUCAACUUCCUCAGCUUUUAAGAAAGAGAAUUCUUCAUCUUGGAAGCCCUGGGAUGUACUGCCAGCAUCUCUUUAUGUAACUCAAGGCCAUAUGCUUGAUAAAUUCAUCUAUGAUUUUCUCCAACCUGAACAAGAAUCCCUGGAACAGAUUAAAAAUGUUGUGAACACCAUCUUCAAGUUCCUGACAGAAAAAUGCUUCAAAGAUUCAACCAUGACUGUUAAGAAAGUUGUGAAGGCUGGAUCUAUUGCCAAAGGCACAGCCCUGAAAAGCAUCUCGGACCCUGAAUGGAACCUGAAUCCAAGAGGCUCUGAUGUAGACUUGGUUGUCUUUUUCAACUGCUUCCAAAACUAUAAUGAUCAAAUUGCGAGUAGGGCCACGAUCAUCAAAGAAAUUCAAAAGCAGCUAGAAUACUGUCCUCUGAAAGAUUUUGAAAUAGAGUUUGCGGAUACAAAAUGGAAGAACCCACGAGUGCUGAGCUUCACCCUGAAAUCUAAACUUCUUAACCGGUGCCAAGAAUUUGAUUUGCUGCCAGCCUUUGAUGCCUUGGGUCCACAGGUUUCAAAGUUUAAACCAGACCCUGAGACUUAUAUCAAACUCAUCGAAUCAUCCAAAUGCAACAGUGGGAGUGAAUUCUCUACCUGUUUCACAGAGUUGCAAAGAGACUUCAUCAGAACUCGUACUACCAAGCUUAAGAGUCUUAUACGCCUGAUGAAGCACUGGUACAAACAGUGUCACAGGAAAUUGAAAAAGAAAGGGUCUCUCCCUCCAAAGUAUGCUGUGGAACUUCUGACAGUCUAUGCCUGGGAGCAAGGUAGUGGGGUGCAUGAUUUUGACACAGCUGAAGGCUUCCUGACAGUUCUGAAAUUAAUCAUGCGAUACAAAGAGCUCUGUAUCUAUUGGACAAUCAACUAUGAUUUUCAGAAUGAAAUCAUCAGGGAUUUCCUAUUGUCUCAACUCACUAAUUCCAGGCCUGUGAUCCUGGAUCCAGCCGACCCCACUGGAGAUGUUGGUGGAGGAGAUCGCUGGUGCUGGCACCUCUUAGCCAGUGAAGCUGAAAUUUGGUUAUCUUCUCUCUGCUUCAAGAGAGGGAACUUUAAUCCUGUAAGACCCUGGCAAGUGCCGACGGUCCAGACUCUAGGAAGCAGUGGGCUUAGAUUUUUUCCCAUUAUAAAGCCAAUAUUCAACAGUACAUGAAGAACAUGAAGUACAUAUUAACGCUGAAGCCACUUUGAAGAAGAUCAGAUGUCAUCUAGAGCUUGUCCCUCACCACUUAAUUUUCAAAAAAAUCUAAGGAUACUUUAUCUAAUAUCUCAUGAUACCUUAUCAAAUCAAAUGUACUCAUUUUCGAUCCUCGUAGUAUGAGACAGUAAUCAACAACUACUACUCAAAAUUCGCCUUCCAUGGCUUUGGUGAUUUUCCUUAUUCUCCAUUUAUUUCUCUCAUUAUUCAUAUCACCUUUAUAGACCUUUUUCUUCCUCCUUUCUUCCUUCCUUCCACUUUAUUGGUGAGGAUCUUCCUCAAGACACUGUCCUUCAUCAUCUGGUAUUUACUCUUGACACUGAAAGCCUUUCCUAAGUAUAUCAUCUAUCCAUGGUAGCCUCUACACUCUUUGCUUUUGCUCCUGCUGUUUUAUUUGCUAGUAGGGGAUAGGAUGGGAUGGGAUAAGAUGGAAUGGAUGGGAUAGAAUAGGAUAAGAUGAGGUAGGACGGUGUGGGAUAGCAUGAGAUAAGAUGAGAUGACCAUUUUAAGUAACUAAAAGGAUAUAAUCACAUGGAAGGAGGAUGGAAGUUUAUUUGUUUGGGCCAUGAAGGAAGGACUAGGCCAAAUGGGUGGAAAUUGCAAGAGGCAAAUGGACAUUAUGGUGUAAACAGAACCCAUACAAUCAAAAUUACAAGGAAAAUAGAAAACCAGGGAAAAUUUUUGCAACAAAUAUCUCUUAUAAAGACCUCAAAUUUCUCAAAUAUGUAAAGAAUUGAGUUAAAUUUGUAAAAAUACAAGUCGGUCCCCAAUUGAUAAAUGGUCAAAGGAUAUCAACAGUCAGUUGUCAGACAAAGAAUUCCAAGCUAUCUAUAGUCAUAUGAAAAUGCUCUAAAUCACAGUUGAUUAGAGAAAUGCAAAUUAAAACAACUCUAAAGUACCAUCUCACAUCUAUAAGAUUCACUAAUAUGAUUUUUAAAAAGCAUGUUGGAUAUUGGAGAAAAUGUACUUAAAUUGGGACAUGAAUGUAUUGUUGGUGAAGUUGUGAAUUGAUCCAAACAUUCUGAACAGUUAUUUGGAACUAUGCCUAAAAGGCUACAAAAAUGUACAUACCCUUUGAUACAGUCAUAGCACUGCUAAAUCUAUAUCUCAGAGACAUUCCCUUCCUCCCCUGCCCAAAAAAGGGAAAAGGACUUAUUAAUACAAAAAGAUUUAUAACUGUUCUUUUU